Mya arenaria is the source of this 1466-nucleotide messenger RNA. RefSeq lists its product as uncharacterized. The transcript is spliced from 4 exons. The coding region runs from base 308 to 1078 and encodes 256 amino acids. The record is from RefSeq and is a predicted model, not a curated record. NCBI's taxonomy places the organism in Eukaryota, Metazoa, Mollusca, Bivalvia, Myida, Myidae.
UGAUUUUUUUACAAAAAAAAAUGACAGAGGGCCCUGUAAAAUACAAAAUAUGUCAAUGUUUUGACUAAAUGCUGUGUGACUUGGCCUUGUAAUUACCCUGCAAAGGUACAAGAUUAUAUCAACACUGAUGCACUCAGUGUCCGUAUGACUGCUGACCAUUGGGAUAACCGCCGUUACGAAGUGCCCGUACAGCAGCCACAGACCCCCGUACUAGACCGGAUGUGUUAUUGUCGACUGCUUGGUAUGAAACUUUGUUGAGGAAGGCCGUGUAGUGGCUCUUAAGAGAUACAAGAUUUUAGCCGGUCUGAUGGGACUGUUGACUGCCGGACUCUUGAUCAUGGGAAUCAUCGCCGUUACCAUGUACCCGGAAAACGGAUUUGGACCACCAUAUUACCUCGGAUGCUUUAUUGUCGGAUGUUUGGGUCUGAUCCACACAAUGGUGUCUACCAGAAUCGUUUCGAAAGGCGGCGAUAUCGACAAUGAUGACAUCAAGAAAAGAGAAAUUCAAAGCACGAUGAAACGUCACUAUGUGCUGUCCAUACUCCUUUGUAUGGCCUGUUUCAUUGGUAUAUUUUUCGCUGGCGUUGGCGGUUUCCCUGGUUUCGGAUCUGGCAUAAACGAACCAACUGGAUAUGAGGACAAAGUCAAAGCCCUGUCUGGUAUAACUAUUGCUGGUUGUAUAUUGACGCUAGGUGUUGGCAUAUUUGGUGCAUGUACUGUUUCCACUUAUGGACGCUAUUUUGGUGUUCAUGUUAAUGGUCAUCGAACUGUUGCAGCUGGGACAACAUUUGGAACUGAAGGAAUGGGCACGAACACGAAUUAUGCCACACAAACUGGGGCUUUAUAUAAUGGUGGGACGGGUACGAAUGCCAUUAUACAAAGUCAUACGGAAGAAAACAGACUACUUCAAGAGAACCUACGACUUCAACAAGAGCUAAACCAGCAAAGAAGAUCACAAAGAACUCAUAAUGGAUUGAACCCUUCGCCGUCGUCCAUCUAUCCAAUGGGUGGAGUAUAUCACCUAUCGGCUCAUUCGUUUCCCACGGAUCCUCCGCCGAGCUAUUAUUCAGUGAAUUAGGGCGCCGAUUUUUUCACCUAUAGUGGUAACAAAAUUAUUGACACCGUUUAUUGUUUACUAAUGCACUGUAUGAAACACAGUGAGUAUGUUUGAGUCUGCUCCAGCAUAACGACGCAUGACUUCUUGUUUGAGACGCUAUGAACAUCCCGAUGUUUGAACACUUUUUGAGAAAUCACUAUUUUAUUGUACGAUCCAUGAGGCCUGUUUAUUAAAGGAUCUUAGUCGAUCAUACGGGUUAUAUUAUCUUAGCUUCAUAGUUUGCCACUUCUGUUAUUGGCCCUUUAAGAUCCUUUAAUGACACGGGUAAAAGAGAUAGUUUUAGAAUUAUGUUGUUUUAUGUUUCUAUUUAUUUGUGAGAAUUAAGUUUUAACCAUUAAAAAAUCGCGGA